Synchiropus splendidus (mandarinfish) is the source of this 1057-nucleotide messenger RNA. RefSeq lists its product as uncharacterized. Lineage: Eukaryota; Metazoa; Chordata; Actinopteri; Syngnathiformes; Callionymidae. The transcript has 5 exons. The record is from RefSeq and is a predicted model, not a curated record. Bases 159 to 1010 code for a protein of 283 amino acids.
AAAAGCCACAUGUGGUGUGCGCAUGCGCUUGUCAUGUGUACUUGCUGGAGUCGAGUUGACUUUAGGUUUAAUGUGGAACAGCAAGUUCGUUGGUGAGUGGCGAUCAUUAUGAAGUGUGUUCAAGGAGGCUGUCAGAGAACACUAGGUGAAGCUCCAGCAUGGACUCAAAACAUGAGCGUCUUUAUGGAGACCGGGAGGCAAGAGCAGACCGCGCAAUGCUGUGGUCCAUCCAGGACGCGUUCGAGAAACAGACGGUGCAGAUCGGCGCCUCCGCCUGCGGGGCCACAGCUGUUGUGGACGUGCUGAAGGCGCUGGGGCUGGAUGUGGCCCCAGAAGAGGCCGAUCGCUGUGUCCAAACCCGCUUGAGAAGAAACGACUCCCCACUGGAUGACUACCUGCUGUCCCGCAGUGAGGCAGGUGCCUCUCACACUCAGCUCAUCGCAGGAGCGAGCAAAGCCAGUAAAGGGCAGGUGAUCGGCCGCUUCUUCCACCUGUAUCCUCAGCGGAGGGUCAGGCUGGUCUCCUGGCUGGCGAGCUGGAUACGGAAAGGUGCUGUACCUGUGGCGACCAUGAACAUGCAACUGGCUGUCCCGGAGGAUAAGGAGGUUCCCGACGCGUGGCAUCAUCAGCUCAUAUUUGGAGUGACCCCUAAUGCUGUUUUCAUGACCAACCCUUUAGAUGUUGUACCUGUGAAGGAUGUUUGCGAGCGGCUGAGCAGUGAGUCAGUGCUGCUUGUUCGAAGUGAAGAUGUGCUGCAACGCCUCAAGCCAGAGCACGGUCCCUUUAGCCUGACUGAGAAUCUGGACGACCCGCGCUGGAAAGACCUCGAUGUGGAAGGGCAGGUGAGGCGGGUGGUCCUGGAACACAAGGAGCACGGAGAGACCACGCUGACCCACAUAAAGAUCCCUGCAGCAUAUAGUUCAGGCGUCACCCUCUUUGCUCUGAAGGAGACAAUAUUCAGGGAGGAACUCCUUGCUAGUGCAGAACUUCCUCUAAUGUCACAGUCAUGAGUGGAGACAAAACUGGAUCCUCUUUAGUCAAAUGAACUGCAAACAGA